Messenger RNA from Polistes canadensis, 836 nucleotides. RefSeq names its product ubiquitin-fold modifier 1 (gene Ufm1). The record is from RefSeq and is a predicted model, not a curated record. Bases 391 to 654 code for a protein of 87 amino acids. The transcript is spliced from 5 exons. Lineage: Eukaryota; Metazoa; Arthropoda; Insecta; Hymenoptera; Vespidae. Gene Ontology annotation, biological process: protein K69-linked ufmylation. Gene Ontology annotation, cellular component: nucleus; cytoplasm.
AUAAAUACCAUUCAACAUACUCAAUGUAGCUCAUUUUUUAUCUUAUUUUGUGAUCUCAGAAUCAACCUCUCUUAUUGUAUGUACAUCCACCUAUACAUAUACAUACAUACAUACAUCAUACUUUGUUCUGUCCUUCUUGAAACAGGUAUAAUUUGAUAUUUAAUUUAAAAAUAAGUAAUUUAUUUACCCACGACAGCAGAUGAUACGUUGACAUUAUUGGAGGAGUGUUUGCUAUGAUAUAAUUGUAGAUCGGCUCUGUAGAAUUUUUAAAUUCCGUUACGAGAGAGUCCAAAGUGGAAGUGAAAAAUAUCUGCCUGUUGAGGUUACGUUGACUAACGUUAAAAGAUCGUCAUCUACUGCAAUAUUAAAAGGGUUCUUUACUAACGCACUAUGGCAUCCAAAGUCACUUUUAAAAUAACUUUAACUUCGGAUCCCAAACUACCAUUUAAAGUACUGAGUGUACCAGAAACUGCACCAUUUACUGCUGUAUUGAAAUAUGCUGCUGAAGAAUUUAAAGUAACAGCAGCAACAUCAGCUAUUAUAACUGAUGACGGAAUUGGUAUUAAUCCGCAACAAACUGCAGGUAACGUGUUUCUUAAACAUGGAUCUGAACUAAGAUUGAUUCCUAGAGACCGAGUUGGCGAAACUAGAUGAUUUCUAACAUCGAAUCGUAAUUGCGCUUCAUUUUUCAUAUAAAAAUUUAAAUAAUAAUAAAUUGAAAUUCAUUUUAAUAUACGAUAUCUAUAUGAAAGUAUAUGCAAUGUUGGUAACAAUAAGUUUUACACGCAUAUAAGCAUAGAUAUGCAAUAAUGAAAACAUUCCAACAUACCAUUCUU